Messenger RNA from Sturnus vulgaris (Common starling), 987 nucleotides. The record is from RefSeq and is a predicted model, not a curated record. NCBI's taxonomy places the organism in Eukaryota, Metazoa, Chordata, Aves, Passeriformes, Sturnidae.
GUAGAUGUGGUUUAAACCAUUUAAUAAUGCAAUGUUGAUAUAGUAGCCAUUUUUAAACUAUUGUAAAAAAUGCAUUUUUAUAUGCAUUUUUUAACUGUGAAAUUUCUGGUUUUAAAUUUCUGAAUGAAUAUGAGCACCCAUGUAAUAGACAACAAUACUGCUGUCAUUCUUAAACAGAGAAGAAAUAAAAUUAGAUUGAGCAUACAAGGGCAUAGCUUGUUAUUUAAGAAAAUAAAUGCUAAGCGUCAUGAUGGAGUGUGUCAGCAUUGCAAAGGUAUCUUGGAAUGGCGGGUAAAAUUCAGAAAGUACAAACUACUUACAAAACCUAAAAAAUGUGUGAAGUGCCUCCAGAAAACUGUAAAAGAUCCUUACCAUAUUAUUUGUCGACCGUGUGCUGGUAAAUUAGAAAUUUGUGCUAAGUGUGGGAAACAAGAAGAAAUAGUAAUUCCGAUUGAUAAAGAACAAGACAGAACUGAGAGUGAAGCUUCUAAAAAUGACCAAGAGAGCAGUAAAUUGAAGAAUGAGCUGGAUUUUGAUACAAAUUUUAGUAGUGCAGACAGUGAUGAAGAUUCUGAUGUGCUUGAAGAACGAUUUAAAAGUAUCAAUUUUGAAACAACAGAGAUCUAAAAGGUUGUGUUUAUGCUAGAGAUUAUAUGCAAUCAAAUAUGGUAAACCAAUGCUUGCCUUAAAGUGCUCCAAACCCUGAUUUGACAUCUAAGGUCCUUUUAUGUAAAUGUUGGCAUUGUGUAUGAUGAUGCAUGUGGGGAUUUGUAUUAAUGCACAUUUUUGUGUAUUAGGAACAGAAUUUCUUUGAAAAUACCCAGAAAUCCUAUCUGUAAGCACAGUUAUUUAUUUCAUACAUGUAACAACUUACUGUUUCUUUGGAAUAAAGCUUCUUUGUGUAAUUGAAAUUCAGUAUUAUGCGACCUUUGGAAGUAUUAUUGCUACCUGGAAAUCUACUUGAAAGUCUAGAAUAAACAGAGAUAG